Molecule: messenger RNA, 11548 nt
Organism: Oncorhynchus mykiss (rainbow trout)
Lineage: Eukaryota; Metazoa; Chordata; Actinopteri; Salmoniformes; Salmonidae
Source: RefSeq, a predicted model, not a curated record
ACACACAGAACACACACACACACACACACAGAACACACACACACACACACACACACACACACACACACACACGGAUGCCCCCCAGACACAUAGGACUAAGUCUUAUGAUUGGGUAAUAUUGGCCACCUGUGUGAACUUUACCCUUUAACUCCUGAGGUUGUGUGGUGAGGUCACUGCUCUCUCUCAGCAAUGUAAACUCCAGCAGCACAGAUAUAUUGUAUCUUCAAUUACCUUUAACAACCAGUAGAUGGCGUCUGAUUCGUUCCUUUACAACCAGUAGAUGGCGUCUGAUUCGUUCCUUUACAACCAGUAGGUGAAGUCUGAUUCGUUCCUGUACAACCAGUAGAUGGCGUCUGAUUCGUUCCUUUACAACCAGUAGGUGACGUCCGAUUCGUUCCUUUACAACCAGUAGGUGACGUCUGAUUUGUUCCUUUACAACCAGUAGGUGACGUCUGAUUCGUUCCUGUACAACCAGUAGGUGACGUCCGAUUCGUUCCUUUACAACCAGUAGGUGACGUCUGAUUUGUUCCUUUACAACCAGUAGGUGACGUCUGAUUUGUUCCUUUACAACCAGUAGGUGACGUCUGAUUCGUUCCUGUACAACCAGUAGGUGACGUCUGAUUCGUUCCCGUACAACCAGUAGGUGGCGUCUGAUUCGUUCCUGUACAACCAGUAGGUGACGUCUGAUUCGUUCUUGUACGUGUUCAAACUCAAAAACAUAUUGUCAUCUUGUUUACUGAUAUUGUAUCUUGGACAUUUCUCCUGAUCACCAGUUUUGCAUAUCAUCGUGGAUCUAAUCUGGAUACAUUGGUCAGGUCUCUUAGAUUACUUCUUAAAUCUCUCUAAUCUGUUAGGGACUGAUUCCGAUGAAUUAAUUUAUAUUUUUCCUAUGCAUGCACUUCUUAGUAUUUGGCAUUUAUACUUACCUUAUUUAGUCACGAACCUUAUUCAGUCACGUGACUCGUACUGCAGGUGCGGCUACCUUGUGGGGCUCUGAGUACAUUUCAUUAAACCGCUGAAAACUCUCCAGUUUGCUGGCCAACAGAUUUUCUCGCAGAGUUUUCAUUCAACAGGGUUUUCAGUACAUUUAUCUUAAAGCCAUCCCUUUAAAAUACUCUGUACCUUUCAGUUAAAAUGUUGUCGAUAGACUCAUUAGGAUAUAUUGAGAGAUCGGGUAUCUGGAUAUUAGGGAUCAAUGACGGAGUAAUCUAAAUAUAUGCAUAAAUAAAUAAAUAUAAUAUAAAUAAAUAUAUGCAAAUUCUUCUCCGUUUCAGCACCAAUUGGUAGAUUUAAAAAUCCUCUGAUCUUGUAGAUUGUCUAUUUAUUUAGGAAAGUAGUUCUGAAUCAUAAAGGACUUUAAGCACCAAAUAAUGGUUAGAUUCAUUCUGAAAAAUGCCACAUUCAGUUCUUUAACCCGUGGUAAUGUUGACAGAUUAGUGUACACAGAAUUAUAAUAAGGAGAAUAGUGUACAAUAGUAGGCUAUACCCUCGUCUAUUACCUGCACUGACCAUGGGACUGUGUGAUGACAAGUAUUGCGCCAUGCGUCAGGUUCAAACUGUUACGGCUCGGUCUGCGCCCCGCUCCAUAAUUAAUUAUCCUACAUGUCUUUUUUGUAUUACCAACUGUUACUAAUGAUCCUCAGCAACAACCACACGGCCGUGACGGCGUUUACAGAGGAGUCAAAUGAAGGUAAACUAAACAAUGUAAUUAAAUGGAAUGAUAAUGUAGGCUGUACCAACUGAAGGGAACUAACAGUACAUUGGCAGUUGAAUAUGUGUGGCUAUUAGGUCUACUGACAGUCCAUACUGACGACUAAUGUUUAACAUGAUUAGAAAUAGGAAACAGAGAAAGUCGGGGUAGCCUAUAAUUAAGACAGGGUGCCCAUCGCUGCAAGUUAAAAGGCCGUACUAUUUUAACUCUGCAUAACAGCACAGCAUUUCAUCAACGUUACCGUCGGAAAGUUGAUAUGUUUUGUUGGUAUGUUUCAGUUUGCUGCCAAAUAACGCCUUCUUCAUAUUUAAUUCUAGCAAUUAUAUGGUAAACUAGAUCUAAAACAAGUGUUGUUUAUAUUUACAAUCCCCUUAUCCAUUUACCCAGCUCUUAUUAAAAACUCUUAUCAAAUUGUAAAAAUUGUAUGAAGGUGGUGGAAUUAUGAGGGGUAUUUAAGUCAAGGUCAGAAUACAGGGUAUCGGUAGCUUCAUUUAUCGGUACCCUCAUUUAUUCCAUCUCAACCCCAAAAUGAAUAUUAGGUGAAUUAACAUGCGAUUAACAUGCAAUUGACACGCGAUUGACAUGCGUUUAACACGCGAUUCACAUGCGAUUAACGUGCGACUCACAUGCGAUUAACAUACGACUCACAUGCGAUUAACAUGCGACUCACAUUCGAUUAACAUGCGAUUCACAUGCGAUUAACAUGCGAUUCACAUGCGAUUCUCAUUUUUUUUACGUUCGAGAUCAGAAUGUGCAUCGAGAGAAAAGUUAAUAAAAAGGUAAUUCCUUGUCCUUGUCAGCUCGAUCUUGCAACCUUAUCAGUCCAACUCUCUAACCUCUAGGCUACCUGCCGCCCCACUUGCGCAUUAAGAGGGUGGCUUGCACUGAUACAUGCGCAGAUAAAAUACGAUUAAGCUAUUUAAAUGUCCUAAUAAUUUGAAAGAUUGGCCGGAAAAUCAGGUGUUUUAAUCGCCGUAUUCUUACUUUGAUUUUGAUCUUACACCCGAUUUAAGGUCUUUACAUGACAAAAAGCAUAUUCGGCCUACUGCCAUAAUCAGUUUAACUACUAGUGUGCAUGUAAACACGUACUCAGUGUUUCUAAUGUGUUACUGUUAGUUAGUUGCACUGAUCAAACUUUCCUUACAACAAAUAUUUCUACAAAAAAUGCUGUUAAUAAUCUUUGCAUUGAAUGAUACAUGUGUGUUUCUGUAGAUACUGACUCGUUAGAACCUGCUGUGGAGAGACACAGACAUAAAGGACAUUCCGGAAUACUUUACACUCUGUUCUAGAAUAGAAUUUGACAUUUUUAGCCAAUCUCUUAUCCCGCAGUUUUGUCAAUACUUUACUGUAAAAAAAUUACAAUUUUAUUUUUUUAUUUUUUUAGUGUUCGUUGGUAUAUUUAGUCAGGGAUAUGAAAUAAUUUCCUUUAAUGUUUGCAGCACAGGGAGAACUGCUAUAUGCUCAUGUUUAUGAAGUAGUUUUAAAUGUACUUUUUUUUUUAAAUCUUUUUUUGUGGGCAGUUGGCAUGAAGUAUAAAAAAAAACUGCUUUUGUUUUUUCUGUAGUUGCACAUGUUUCCUUCAACAAAAUGUGCGACUGAAUGCGGAUAGAAACAACAAUAUUAUAUUCGUUGGAAAGAAGAAGAAAAACAAAUACAAAUAAUCUAUUUAAGCUGAACUUUACUUAUUUCAAUAUAACUGUAUAACUCAGAACCAGAAGUACCCUGUUGACAGCUGGAUCAUUAGUCCUAUUAAGCUAUUGAAAAGACAACUAGGUAUUGACAUUUUGUGAUUGACAUGUUUGGGAAUAUGAAUGAGGUUGCAUGUGUCCCAAAACUACCGUAUAUAUUGAGUAGCUAGUGGCUACACAAUGUUAACAACAAAACUUGAGAAUUUGAAGUUUGAAAAGAGGAUGAGAGUGACUGUCUGAAUGUGUAUGUGUACCCGAAACGUAAAGGGACUUUUUUCCCACAAGUAUACAAUAUGUUUUCCAAAUAUAUACCAAAAGGGAACAGGACAAUGUUGACAUGUUGACUUUCUCCAAAAGUAUAGUAGUGGGAUGAUUUUGGGCUUUUUUUUACUUGAACUAUGUGAUGUUUAUUAAUAAGGCAAAGGGCAGACAGAAGGGUCAAAGGUCAUAGGUCAGCUACUGAAGAAUGUGUAGUUAUUUGUUAUUAGGGCCACUUGUAAAUUGUACUUCACUUGAGCUGUGGCACAAUUUCCUGAUAUUAUGAAAUCUUGCAGACAUGUAUUAUAAUGCUGGUUCACUUUACAGGCCACUAUUUACCUUGUAUGUUCUUGAGUUUACAUGGUCAAAUUUAGGGUUUCUUUGGUUCCUGUAACACCAAUGUUUUAAAUUAUUUGAAGUAAGUAUCAAGCAGAAAAAGGGGGCUUAAACAGGACUGUAAAGUAAAGCACCAGGACUGUAAAGUAAAACACCAGGACUGUAAAGUAAAACACCAGGACUGUAAAGUAAAGCACCAGGACUGUAAAGUAAAGCACCAGGACUGUAAAGUAAAGCACCAGGACUGUAAAGUAAAGCACCAGGACUGUAAAGUAAAACACCAGGACUGUAAAGUAAAGCACCUGGCCUGUAAAGUAAAGCACCAGGCCUGUAAAGUAAAGCACCAGGACUGUAAAGUACAAGAACAGGACUGUAAAGUAAAACAUCAGGACUGUAAAGUCAAGCACCAGGACUGUAAAGUAAAACACCAGGACUGUAAAUUAAAACAACAGGACUGUAAAUUAAAACAACAGGACUGUAAAGUAAAACACCAGGACUGUAAAUUAAAGCACCAGGACUUUAAAUUAAAACAACAGGACUGUAAAUUAAAACAACAGGACUGUAAAUUAAAACACCAGGACUGUAAAGUAAAACACCAGGACUGUAAAUUAAAACAACAGGACUGUAAGGUAAAACAUCAGGACUGUAAAUUAAAGCACCAGGACUUUAAAUUAAAACAACAGGACUGUAAAUUAAAACACCAGGACUGUAAAGUAAAGAAACAGGACAGUAAAGUAAAACAGUAAUGUGAAGGAAAGCCACAGGACUGUAAAGUAAAUCACCAGAACUGUAAACUAAAGCACCAGGACUGUAAAGGAAAGCCACAGGACUGUAAAGUGAAGAAACAGGACAGUAAAGUAAAACAGAACUGUAAAGGAAAGGAAAGCCACAGGACUGUAAAGUAAAGAAACAGGAUAGUAAAGUAAAACAGAACUGUAAAGGAAAGGAAAGCCACAGGACUGUAAAGUAAAGAAACAGGAUAGUAAAGUAAAACAGUACUGUAAAGGAAAGCCACAGGACUGUAAAGUAAAGCAACAGAACUGUAAAGUAAAGCAACAGGAUUGUAAAGGAAAUCCACAGGACUGUAAAGUAAAGGAACAGGAUUGUAAAGGAAAUCUAGUGGACUGUAAAGUAAAACAACAGGAUUGUAAAGGAAAUCUACUGGACUGUAAAGUAAAGCAACAGGAUUGUAAAGGAAAUCUAGUGGACUGUAAAGUAAAACAACAAGAUUGUAAAGGAAAUCUACUGGACUGUAAAGUAAAACAAUAGGAUUAUAAAGAAAAUCUAGUGGACUGUAAAGUAAAGCAACAGGAUUGUAAAGGAAAUCCACAUGACUGUAAAGUAAAACAACAGGAUUGUAAAGGAAAUCCACAGGACUGUAAAGUAAAACAACAGGAUUGUAAAGGAAAUCUAGUGGACUGUAAAGUAAAGCAACAGGAUUGUAAAGGAAAUCUAGUGGACUGUAAAGUAAAACAACAGGAUUGUAAAGGAAAUCUAGUGGACUGUAAACGUCACGACAGUGGAGCUGGGUGACGUCACGACAGUGGAGCUGGGUGACGUCACGACAGUGGAGCUGGGUGACGACACGACAGUGGAGCUCGGUAGCGUCACAACAGUGGAGCUGGGUAGCGUCACAACAGUGGAGCUGGGUAGCGUCACAACAGUGGAGCUGGGUAGCGUCACAACAGUGGAGCUGGGUGACGACACGACAGUGGAGCUGGGUGACAUCACGACAGUGGAGCUGGGUGACGACACGACAGUGGAGAUGGGUGACGACACGACAGUGGAGCUGGGUGACGACACGACAGUGGAGCUGGGUGACGUCACAACAGUGGAGCUGGGUGACGACACGACAGUGGAGCUGGGUGACGACACGACAGUGGAGCUGGGUGACAUCACGACAGUGGAGCUGGGUGACGACACGACAGUGGAGAUGGGUGACGACAUGACAGUGGAGCUGGGUGACGACACGACAGUGGAGCUGGGUGACGACACGACAGUGGAGCUGGGUGACGUCACGACAGUGGAGCUGGGUGACGACACGACAGUGGAGCUGGGUGACGACACGACAGUGGAGCUGGGUGAAGUCACGACAGUGGAGCUGGGUGACGACACGACAGUGGAGCUGGGUGACGUCACGACAGUGGAGCUGGGUGACGACACGACAGUGGAGCUGGGUGACGACACGACAGUGGAGCUGGGUGACGACACGACAGUGGAGCUGGGUGACGACAUGACAGUGGAGCUGGGUGACGACACGACAGUGGAGCUGGGUGACGACACGACAGUGGAGCUGGGUGACGACACGACAGUGGAGCUGGGUGACGACACGACAGUGGAGCUGGGUGACAUCACGACAGUGGAGCUGGGUGACGACACAACAGUGGAGAUGGGUGACGACACGACAGUGGAGCUGGGUGACGACACGACAGUGGAGCUGGGUGACGACACGACAGUGGAGCUGGGUGACGUCACGACAGUGGAGCUGGGUGACGUCACGACAGUGGAGCUGGGUGACGACACGACAGUGGAGCUGGGUGACGACACGACAGUGGAGCUGGGUGACGACAUGACAGUGGAGCUGGGUGACGACACGACAGUGGAGAUGGGUGACGACACGACAGUGGAGCUGGGUGACGUCACGACAGUGGAGCUGGGUGACGACACGACAGUGGAGCUGGGUGACGACACGACAGUGGAGCUGGGUGAAGUCACGACAGUGGAGCUGGGUGACGACACGACAGUGGAGCUGGGUGACGUCACGACAGUGGAGCUGGGAGACGACACGACAGUGGAGCUGGGCGACGUCAUGACAGUGGAGCUGGGUGACGACACGACAGUGGAGCUGGGUGACGUCACGACAGUGGAGCUGGGUGAAGUCACGACAGUGGAGCUGGGUGACGACACGACAGUGGAGCUGGGUGACGACACGACAGUGGAGCUGGGUGACGACAUGACAGUGGAGCUGGGUGACGACAUGACAGUGGAGCUGGGUGACGACACGACAGUAGAGCUGGGUGACGUCACGACAGUGGAGCUGGGUGACGACACGACAGUGGAGCUGGGUGACGACACGACAGUGGAGCUGGGCGAGUCCUUGUCAGCAGGAUGACCCUAGCACAUCCCCAGAUGGAUUGAUGGAGUAGGGUGAAGUUGCUCUUAGACACAGAUCUUAGGUCAUGUUUGCAUUUUUCCCACUAAUGGUUAAGGUUAGGAUUGAGAGCGGAGAAGCUGAUCCUAGAUCUGUAGCUAGGGGAAACUUUGCCCCGGAGCUUGGAUGGAAGGUUAAGAGUGUUGGUGCCUUAUUAAUGCAAGCAGAAAUUGAUUGUCAGCACAGGGUUUGAUGAGAGUGAUUUAGUGAGAAGAAGUAUGUGUUUGAGUGUGUGAGAGACAGAAGAAAGGCUGAUGAUCAGAAAGGGAUCAAGUGGAUGGAAUAACAUGUAGUUUGCUUGUACUAUCUUGUACUAUCUUGUACUAUCUUGUACUAUCUUGUACUAUCUUGUACUAUCUUGUGUGGCUGGCAUGUAUGUUGAUGCUCCUAAACAGGGAGUUGGAAUUAAUGGGGCAUAUUGACUAUUUGCAGGUAUGGCUUAGUCAGCUUUGAAUAGUCUGUUUAUGUUCUCCUGCGUCUCAUUGGCCACAGCUUUAAGAUACUACACAGUGAAGUGGUGAAUGUAUCCUCACACACUGACGAUGUCUCCUGUCAUCGUUGAAUUACAAACCGUUUUUAUAGAAAUAAUUUCAUUGUUUCGUUUUUUUUUUUUUGCUUGAAAUGUAACCCUGUCCACAAGCUAGCUCUCCUGUAGAAUCUCCUGUAGAAUCUCCUGUGGAAUCUCCUGUAGAAUCUCCUGUAGAAUCUCCUGUGGAAUCUCCUGUAGAAUCUCCUGUAGAAUCUCCUGUGGAAUCUCCUGUAGAAUCUCCUGUAUAAUCUCCUGUAGAAUCUCCUGUGGAAUCUCCUGUAGAAUCUCCUGUAGAAUCUCCUGUAGAAUCUCCUGUAGAAUCUCCUGUGGAAUCUCCUGUAGAAUCUCCUGUAUAAUCUCCUGUAUAAUCUCCUGUAGAAUCUCCUGUAGAAUCUCCUGUGGAAUCUCCUGUAGAAUAUCCUGUGGAAUCUCCUGUAGAAUCUCCUGUAGAAUAUCCUGUGGAAUCUCCUGUAGAAUCUCCUGUGGAUUCUCCAGUAGAAUCUCCUGUAGAAUAUCCUGUGGAAUCUCCUGUAUAAUCUCCUGUAGAAUCGUCUAGAACUUUUCUCAGUGUUUUGAGAGACUUUAUUCAUGCAACUGGGUUAUUAUGUCUGAAACCAACUGCAAAUUAAUUAUCUUUUAAUGAGUAUUAUACUGAAAUUGUAUUUUAUUUUUGUAACGAGGGGAGAAGAGUAAUUUGAGAGGAGUGAGUUGUGGAGUCACGACUGCAAAGUGAUAAUAGGGAAAUGUGUCUUUAUAUUCUCGUUCUAAAUGAGGGCUUGUCCAGUUUACAGUGGCCUUAUUUUCUUAAGGAGACAUUGCUCUACUGUUGUAGCACUGGUACAUGGUUGAACGUUUGAACAAAACAAGUUUUUAAAAAGUAAUGAAAUAAGUAUCUCUCUGCAUAUGUAGUUUUUCUGAAUGUAUUUCUACAUCGUUACACUGCAUUGGGGUGUAGCUUGUUGUUGCUACUGUCUCGUCGAUGUCUUUUCUCCAGGUGGACUGACCUGCAUUGGUUCAGUCCCUGUUAUACUGUGUCUUUACCGUUUGGUUAUGUAUUUAAAACAAUAGGCCCUAUGGUUGACCUUUUCAAUGAGGCAUGAAUAAGACACAUGGUGUCAUGAGAUUGGUUAAUAUGUUCAAUGUUGAAUUGAGAUAAUAUCGGAUCCCCUGAAUUGACAAGUGUAUCAAUGAUGCUGAAUUAACGGAUUUAUUAAUGAGGCUGAGUUAACAGAUUUGAUUAAUUAAGCUGAAUUAACUGAUUUAUUAAUGAGGCUGAGUUAACAGAUUUGAUUAAUUAAGCUGAAUUAACUGAUUUAUUAAUGAGGCUGAGUUAACAGAUUUUAUUAAUUAAGCUGAAUUAACUGAUUUAUUAAUGAGGCUGAGUUAACAGAUUUGAUUAAUUAAGCUGAAUUAACUGAUUUAUUAAUGAGGCUGAGUUAACAGAUUUUAUUAAUUAAGCUGAAUUAACUGAUUUAUUAAUGAGGCUGAGUUAACAGAUUUGAUUAAUUAAGCUGAAUUAACUGAUUUAUUAAUGAGGCUGAGUUAACAGAUUUGAUUAAUUAAGCUGAAUUAACUGAUUUAUUAAUGAAGCUGAGUUAACAGAUUUUAUUAAUUAAGCUGAAUUUGAAUUAACCGAUGUAUUAAUUAAGCUGAAUCAACCAAUUUAUUAAUGAAGCUGAAUUAACGGAUUUAUUAAUGAAGCUGAAUUAACUGAUUUAUUAAUGAAGCUAAAUUAACGGAUUUAUUAAUGAAGCUGAAUGAACGGAUUUAUUAAUGAAACUGAAUUAACGGAUUUAUUAAUGAAGCUGAAUUAACAGAUUUAUUAAUGAAACUGAAUUAACUGAUUUAUUAAUGAAGCUGAAUUAACUGAUUUAUUAAUGAAGCUAAAUUAACUGAUUUAUUAAUGAAGCUGAAUUAACGGAUUUAUUAAUGAAGCUGAAUUAACUGAUUUAUUAAUGAAACUGAAUUAACUGAUUUAUUAAUGAAGCUGAAUUAACUGAUUUAUUAAUGAAGCUAAAUUAACUGAUUUAUUAAUGAAGCUGAAUUAACGGAUUUAUUAAUGAAGCUGAAUUAACAGAUUUAUUAAUGAAACUGAAUUAACUGAUUUAUUAAUGAAGCUGAAUUAACAGAUUUAUUAAUGAAACUGAAUUAACCGAUUUAUUUAUGGAGUUUAUAACUGUAAUUUAAUACACGUUUGUACUUUAGAAAAACCUUAAAAUAUUUUACUGCAUGGUUAUUUUGAAGGAUUUCUUGUAUUUACAAUAUGUUGAUGAUGAUGACGAUAUAAUCAAUUUAGAAAUAUACUCAGCAACGUGUCAUGGGAAAUCUGUAAAUUGCAAGAAAUGUGAACAAUUGUAUCUAAUGUAGCAUGAAUUUAGCCUUCCAUUCUGCUGAUACAGAGUUAUUCUUCUGGCAAUACUAAUGUAUGUUCUUGUGUCAGAGGACUUAUGUUAUGUCAGUUAGGCCGUGACUAGUAGGGCCAGCCUUAAGUCCCCUAGAUACAGUACCUCUGACUGGUUUCCACUACACCAUGUGGACAUGGUACAGUUUGAACGGCAGGGGGAGUUCCCAGGAAUGCUGUGCUCUCCUUUCACAAAUCAGAAAAACCCCAUAAAUGUUGAAAAUGUUAACGUUGUCACCACCAUAAUGUUGAAGAAAUAAACACUGGACUAGUCCACUAUUUGGAGGGUACCGCUAGUCAGUGUGUAAUUCAAACGUUGGACUAGUCCACUAUUUGGAGGGUACCGCUAGUCAGUGUGUAAUUCAAACGUUGGACUAGUCCACUAUUCGGAGGGUACCGCUAGUCCGUGUGUAAUUCAAACGUUGAUAUCAUCUAGUUCAGCAGGAUCAUUUCAAAAUGACAAACAGUUUUCAGAGCUUAGCACCAUUGACUCACAAAGCACUCAAUGCACUGAGAACAACAAAAAUAACAUUUUACGAUGAACCCAAAGUUUUCCUUGACCAACAAACAAACAAACUAAAUAUUCAAGAAAGUGUGCGGUCUUUACAUCUGCUUGUCAACCUUUUAGCAACCUUUAGCAAGGAUAAGAAUAUUGUUUAAUAUCGUUUUUUUACUCCACAGAGCAAAUUUUACUACUGCUGCUGUAAAAUGCUGUUCGUCAACAUUAAGUCACGUUUCUAAUCGCCAUUAGUCACAACACAAGUUCCUGAGCAACUAUUUUGUCUGUCAACUUCUGACAGUCUGUCACAAAACACAAAUGAGAAUCUCCCAAAGCCAUGUUGUAGACCACAGUAGCUUCCCCCUUUAAAGAUGACCUUCAUAUGGUCAUCCCUAGCCAGGGAACACCCCUCCUCUCAAACAUGCAGCAAUGUAACACAGUAACAUUACAGAAAUGUUGGAAAAAUGUCACAGCAACUUUAAUGUUUUUGAUAAUCUAUUGGAUAUUUAGAUUUAACACGUAUUCACACACACAAUGAUUAAUCGUCGAGGCUUUGGCCAAUAGCGUGGACGUAAAGGCUCAUCGAUGGAUCACCUGAUUGGACAAAAUGGAUAUUGGGGUCUAAGGCUGGUGUUGGUAAUAAACAGUUUUUACUCACUGGUCUGGCCCAUCAUUCAAAUAGUGAGUUUGAAAAGAGGAAAGUGUUGUAGAUUUUGAAGCAUAAUGUAAUUUUAUACCUGAUGCUAUGUAAAUGUUUUCUAUGUGCAGUAUUUGAUCAUGUAAAACUGGUAUUUUUGUGGUUUGUACGUUGCAGAAUUGAGUACUUAUUAAGGUGCACGUAGUUUUGUAAAAAAAAAAAAAAAAAGAGUACCAAACUGAUGGAAAACAAGAAAAAAUAUCUACCACAUUUUUGGGGUUCAGAAGCCUGUAUUUGCAUGCCCUUUGACAUCUAAUAAAGUUGGAUUCGAAUCGCUA